Messenger RNA from Gossypium arboreum, 381 nucleotides. RefSeq names its product ATP synthase subunit beta, chloroplastic-like. NCBI's taxonomy places the organism in Eukaryota, Viridiplantae, Streptophyta, Magnoliopsida, Malvales, Malvaceae. Gene Ontology annotation, biological process: proton motive force-driven mitochondrial ATP synthesis; proton transmembrane transport. The record is from RefSeq and is a predicted model, not a curated record. Bases 1 to 381 code for a protein of 126 amino acids. Gene Ontology annotation, cellular component: chloroplast thylakoid membrane. The transcript has a single exon.
AUGAAAAUAAAUCCUACUACUUCUGUUCCUAGAGUUUCCACGCUUGAAAAAGAAAAUCUGGGGCGUAUUUCUCAAAUCAUUGGUCCAGUAUUGGAUGUAGCCUUUACCCUGGGCAAGAUGCCUAAUAUUUACAACGCCCUAGUAGUUAAGGGUCAAGAUAUCGCCGGUCAACAAAUUAAUGCAACUUGUGAGGUACAACAAUUAUUAGGAAAUAAUCGAGUUAGAGCUGUAGCUAUGAGCGCUACAGAUGGUCUAACGAGAGGAAUGGAAGUGAUUGACAUGGGAGCUGCACUAAGUGUUCCAGUCGGCGGAGCGACCCUAGGACGAAUUUUUAACGUGCUUGGGGAGCCUGUUGAUAAUUUAGGUCCUGUAGAUAUCUAG